AGAUUGGUGUUCCGUCUUCUGACGUUGAUCAUGCGCCGACUUUGCGUCCCUUUAAAUCAGCUUGCUUCUACACGUCUCCUCGACUGUGUCUGAACGCUCGUCACUUGCAGGGACAUGCAUUGAGUGCCUACAUAAGCACGGACAUAUAAAGCAUCAUGAUGUGGGCCGUCGCUCUUGCAGCGCUUGCCAUCACUUUGGCGUGGCUGGCUCGCGUCAACUCGGCCAUGCAGAGCGUGCCCGAGGAAAUCAGCAAGCUCUCACCUCGGCGGUGGACAAGAAAAGAGCUCCGAGAUACCUAUGAGCGCCUGAAACAAAAUCCGGUCGACUUCGCCAAGCUCCUGCCGCCACGCCUGGGGAGGCGCUAUGUGGUGGUUGGCGGAUCCGGGCUCGUUGGGGGGGACAUCGUCCUGCAGCUGCUGCAGCGAGGCGAGGCUCCCGAGAGCAUCCGCAUCAUCGACUUUGUGCCGCUCAACCGACGAGACAUGCUCGAGGCGGCCGCGGGCUGCGACUUCGUGAAAGCCGACAUCAGUUCUCGCGCGUCUGUCGAGGCAGCUUUCUUCAGGCCCUGGCCCGCGUCGGUUGCCAAGCAGCCUCUGACCGUGUUCCACACGGCCGCCAUUGUGAGACCUCAGGAGCGUAGCCUGCUGCUGUACCAUCGCCUCAGCCCCGUGAAUCGGGAUGGUGCGAGAAACGUCCUCGAAGUUGCCAAGGCAGCCGGCGCCGACGUCUUUAUCGCCACCUCGUCCGCCUCCGUGAGCAUCCUGCCUCCCAAAUUCUGGAUCUGGCCGUGGCAGAGCACCCCUGAGGACUACGUCCAAGUCGCCAGCGAGAAGGACUUUGAUGUUCCGCUACGCCCGCGCCACCUCUUUUUCUCCAACUAUGCUUUCUCUAAAGCCGAGGCCGAGCGUGCCGUUUGUGCCGCGAACCAAGACGGCUUUCGGACAGGUGCGAUCCGCCCUGGAAACCCUAUCUACGGUCAAAAGACGGACUCCGUCCUUGGAAUGGUGCUCCGCAUGGGUUCCAUCGUCAGCUGGAUCCCGCACAUAAUCCAAAACUUUGUCUACUCCCGCAACGUCGCGCUCGCACACCUGCAAUUCGAAGCCGCCCUGGCCCAGACCGACAAGCCCAUGCCCCACUGCGCCGGCAGGACCUUCAACGUGACCGACCCGGGGCCCCCGAUCGCCCUCGCCGACAGCUAUGUCGCAGCGCAAGAGCUGUCGGUGACCCCGGUCCGCGUGACUUACCAGCGCCCCAUCGUCCUGUUCCUCAUCGCCCACGUCAUCGAGGCCUGGUGUCUCCUCCUGGCGCGCCUCCCUUUCCUGACGAAGCUCGGGCUGCACGAGCCCAGCGGCCCGAUUCACAUGCUCCAGCCGUCCGUUUUCAGCGUUUCGAUCCACACCGUCGUGGACGACAGCCAAGCGCGGAAGAGCGUGACCGACGGCGGGUUUGGGUAUACGCCCGGCUGCACCACGAUGGAAGGGAUGUGUGAACAGAUUCGGGAGUGGAACCAGGAGCAACAGGAGCUUGGUUGGCGGUCUGCCGAUGGUCCGGCCGGUAAGGUGGCCAAGGCAGCUUUGACUGCGAAGGGAGUGGCAGCAUGAAUUAGGGGCUCCCAGUGUUUGCUCAUUGCCGAUUCACUUGCUUGGAUAAACGAAGAUAACGACUUGGAUAUGGACGGGCGCGGACGCCGGAUGGCGAGAUGAACUUAUGUUACACACAUGUUUU
Messenger RNA from Thermothielavioides terrestris NRRL 8126, 1725 nucleotides. RefSeq lists its product as uncharacterized. Lineage: Eukaryota; Fungi; Ascomycota; Sordariomycetes; Sordariales; Chaetomiaceae. Bases 156 to 1601 code for a protein of 481 amino acids. The transcript has 5 exons. Gene Ontology annotation, biological process: ergosterol biosynthetic process. Gene Ontology annotation, cellular component: endoplasmic reticulum. The record is from RefSeq and is a predicted model, not a curated record. Gene Ontology annotation, molecular function: 3-beta-hydroxysteroid dehydrogenase [NAD(P)+]/C4-decarboxylase activity; 3-beta-hydroxy-Delta5-steroid dehydrogenase (NAD+) activity.